AUGCCGUGUGCUCCGCAGAUGACCCUGCUCCAGCCGGCCUGCCUUGUGGGCUGGGAAGGCCGGCCCAGAAGGAACAGGAUCCGCCGCUGCUCGGCCCUCCUGGGGGAGGAGGUGGGGCCGGACGGCCCCUCGCAGCCCAGAGGCUGGACCGCAGCAGAAUUUAAACCGAGCGAGGGGACGGGUUCCAGCAGCGGAGAGACGAUGCAGCUCGACUAUCCCGGCCCGGCCUCGGCCUCUCCUCGGCCCGCCCUGCCCCGUGGCUGCGAGGUGGCCGCCGGGGGCGGGCAGCUGGCCACGGGGCUCCCCGGCUACUCCGCCUGCGCCCCGGAGCCCCGCCCGGGCCCCCGCGUGCCGGCGGCAGAGGGCACCAAGCCGCCCUACAGCUACAUCGCCCUGAUCACCAUGGCCAUCCAGAGCAGCCCCGAGAAGCGGAUCACCCUGAGCGGGAUCUACCGCUUCAUCAUGGGGCGCUUCGCCUACUACCGGGACAACAAGCAGGGCUGGCAGAACAGCAUCCGCCACAACCUCUCGCUCAACGAGUGCUUCGUCAAGGUGCCCCGCGAGGACAAGAAGCCGGGCAAGGGGAACUACUGGACGCUGGACCCCGACUGCUACAACAUGUUCGAGAACGGGAGCUUCUUGCGGCGGCGGCAGCGCUUCACCCGCAAGCGGGGCCCCGCCCAGGCCGCAGGGGACGACGAAGGCCCCAAGAGGGGCCCCCGAAGCAGGCCCCCGACAGCGGGCCAGGCGUUUGCAGGAAAGGCCAUCAAGGUGGAGGACAGCCCGUGGACAGCAACUCCCUCCGGCCAGCGCCAGAGCUGCAGCCGGGCAGUGCCCGGCACGGAGGAAGCCUUGCCCUCAAAGCUGCCGGCAGGCGGGGGGGAAGGCCGAGGCCCAGCCCUUCCUUGCCCAGAGCCCCUCAGCCAGCGGAGCCUGCCCUGCGCCCAGAUCGACCCCCUGCCAGCCAAGCUGCCGUGCCUCCAUCCACAGGUGGCGCUGGGGUCCAAAGCUCGCCUUUACAGCCGGCCGCCAGGCUUCCCUUCUCCGGCAAACAAUUCCCGGGAGAAAGGGGCCCUUCUGGACGACAUUCAGGACAACCCACUGGCCCCCCCUGCGGAGAGCCUGGCCCCCCAGCCCAGCCCAGAGCCCAAGGGAAGCCUGCAGAGCAGCCCCCAUGCUUCCCAGGGCCCCCCCAAGCCUGGGCAGGAAGGCAAGGGGGUGCCCCAAGCGUUUGGGCAGCUGGCACCCUCCUUCCCGGCCCUUCUGGGGCCCAGCAAGGCCUCCCAGCCCGGCCACCGGCAGCCGUCGCCCAGCGGCCCGCCCGCCUUCGAGAGCAACGAGGGCUGCUACGCCAAAGCCUCGGCCCUGCCCGUCUUCGGCUCCUUCGGCUACUCCAGCCCCGAGGCCCGGGGCGGGGGCUACCAGUGUCGCCUGCAGGCCCUGAAUUUCUGCGUCAACGAAGCUGGGCGCGGGCCCGCCUUGGAACACCUUUUGACGGCCCCCCCGGCUGCCAGCGCUUCGGCUCCCAUCCAGCCUUCGUGCCCCCCCUUCGUGCAGUUGCCAGGGGAGCAGGAGGCCUGGCCAGGGAGCCCCUUCUCCCUGCAAGGGGGCAGCAGUUAUCAGCUGGGGCUCCCGCACUGCCUCUACAGGACUCCGGGCAUGUUCUUCUUCGAGUGAUGGGGGAGGAACUGCGCCUACAGAUGUGCCCCGCCAGGGCCAUGGAGGAUGGGCACUCGACGUGCCUCUGAAUUCCCGAGUUCUGGCAGAGCUAGUGGGGGCUGCGGGUGACCGAAGCCCCCUUCCCUUUUCCCUGAUCUGCACUUUUUCCCCAUUGGAUGGAUCAAACCUUGGCUUUAUUUUAUUGGGAUAAAUAGAUAUUCCACCCUUCUGCAUAGAACCCGUUUCUCUGUGGACCUCGGCGGGAGUUAAGGCAAAGCUGGCCAGGAAACCAAAUGCAGGAAAGUUGAUGUGGCUCGUAGGAAAGGGAGGAGAUUGAAACGCAGACGGACCAGCCGUGGCCAAAUCCUGCCCUGCCUCUGAUUCCAGCUUUAAUAACGGCAUUGCACCCUGGCCAGCCUCUUGCCUUGCGGAUGCCUGGAGGGGGGAGGAGGGGGAGUCCGAGCCCUUCGCGUGGCCUUCUGCGGCGAGAGUUGCCAAGGGGCCGGCCGCCAGCAAAAAUUAAACUAAA
Messenger RNA from Python bivittatus (Burmese python), 2188 nucleotides. NCBI's taxonomy places the organism in Eukaryota, Metazoa, Chordata, Lepidosauria, Squamata, Pythonidae. The record is from RefSeq and is a predicted model, not a curated record.